UUUGUCAAAGUUAUCUAGUCUUUAAUUCUUUAACAAUCGUUCAUGAAAUGUUUUUUUUAAUCUUUUUUUUUUCGGAAAAUGUUUUAGUUGGACGUUCGUCUAACCUUUGUUACUAUUGCUUCACAAUGUUCAGCGAACACUUAAAAGUAACUUUUCCAAAAUUUUUGCAAUGAUAAUAUGGCAUUUUCCCUUAACAUUUGUGAACAUUAAGAAAUAAUGUUCUUAUAACUUGGUGAGAACGUUAGCAAAACGUUCUAAGAACAUAUUUUUGUUACCCGGAGAUCAGGGGCUUUCAAACUUUUGAUGCCAAGGAACCCCAAGUAGCCUAUAUGAAGAUCUUGCACCCCAGUCUGAAAUAUGAAGGUAGUUGUGUAUUUUCAUAUAAAGACCAGUUUAUACUGUAUUCAGUACAGUUUAUAAAAUAUUAAGGGCUGUGAGAUGGAGAGUGGACUUAACACGUUCUAAAAUAUUGUAUAAAUAUAAAAUGAAUUGCAAAUUUUAAACACGUUUCCUUGAAUCGGGUUUUCUCUCAAUUUUGCCCCCUGGUCUUGAAUCACGUCUCGAUGCGCACAAGAGAAACUCUAUUUCACACCCAUCGGGCGCUAAAAGGAAAGACCCGCUGCAGCUCAUUGGGAGAGAAAAGUGACGUCAAGGAAAUCCUCACUGCUACUGAGACCUUAAUAUAACCAUGAACUGCACUGAGAGCUCAAAGCACAUUACUGCGCAAAAUAUAGACAUACAGGAUUACCAGGGCAAACAGCACCAAUCCUCACUCGGGUGUACUUAAUUGCCAAGAGCAAUUAGAUCUUGCUGAGCAGGUUUCUGCUGGAUGGGACUGGAUCUAUUAUUGGAGCACAAUUUGGAGCGUCCGAUUUAGUUCGUCAAUUCUUUGUGCAGUCACAGUCGAAGAGACACCCGUCGUUUAACCGAGUGCUUGUCGUCGAAUUGCACAAAUGACCCUGCUGGCGAGCAUGCGGCGCCACAGUAUCCGCGUUCAGCAUCACCUGCACCGGUGGAGCAUCUGCGGGACGGACGGAGGGCAGCUGCUGAGUGAUGGUUUCGCGCGUCCCGACAUCGGUAUGUCCAGGUCCAGCUCCUGCUCGUCCACCUCUUCAGACUCCGCUCUCUCCACCGAGUCUGCGACCCCAGCUUCCGUUGGACCCUUUACUGUUGUCCUGCUCGGGGACAACGGAGUCGGAAAGUCCGCGCUCGCUAGUAUAUUCGCGGGAGCAUCGGACAGCAUGGGCAGCGAAUGCGAGUUAUAUGGAGGUGAAGUAUUUGAGCAGACAAUAACAGUAGAUGGUGAGAGGGCCACCGUUACCCUGCUCGACACCUGGGAUUCACAGGAUGAGAGCAGCUGGACACAGGAGCGAUGUUUGCAGACAGGAGACGCUUUCAUUAUAGUUUAUGCCAUAACAGAUCGUUCAAGCUUCCUUCACGCAUCAGAUCUUCGUAUUCAGCUUCGACGCCAGCGUGAGGCCAACCGCACUCCCAUCAUCCUUGUCGGCAAUAAAUGUGACCUGGUUCGCUGCAGGGAAGUGUCCAUUAGUGAGGGUCGCUCGUCUGCUGCUGUCUUUGACUGUAAGUUCAUUGAAACGUCAGCAGCAAUGCAACACAAUGUCUGGCCGCUGUUUGAGGGCAUCAUCCGCCAGCUCCGUCUGCGAAGAGACAGCACAGAGAACCUCACCAGAAGUUGUUCUCUUCAAAAGCGACGGGAGAGUCUCCCGAAGAAAGCGAAGCGUUUCAUUAACAGAAUGGUUGCAAAGAAGAACAAGCAAGCAGCCUUCAAACUCAAGUCCAAGUCAUGCCAUGACCUGAUGAGUCUGUAGUGCAGAGACUUUGAAUUGUAUUGUGUGAAGUUUGGGUGCAAACAUUUUGGAAAGUAUCUGUUCAAGUGUUUGUUUUUUUUAACUAUUUUGUGAUUUUUAAAAAAAGCCAUGGAUGUCUAUAUUAGACUGUGCUGUAGAAGAGCAUUGAUUGCAGGCUUCUCGCUCCCUCUGUGAAGGACAGAACGCUCUAGUCUUACCCAUUGUCCUUUUCAAAAGCCAACAUUUCAUAAGCCAUGAAAUACUAAAAUGUUUUUGUGGGAACCCCAACGCGCUAAAAGUGGUCCUUUUACUUUUUUAUGAUUUUCCUAAUGGAUUUGCUUUUGAAUUGAGAAACCUCUUUGUCGUACCUUGUUUGUGAAACGUUUUUG
Messenger RNA from Onychostoma macrolepis, 2197 nucleotides. It is a transcript of the gene gem, whose product is annotated as GTP binding protein overexpressed in skeletal muscle. The record is from RefSeq and is a predicted model, not a curated record. Gene Ontology annotation, molecular function: calcium channel regulator activity; GTP binding; GTPase activity. The coding region runs from base 954 to 1829 and encodes 291 amino acids. Gene Ontology annotation, cellular component: plasma membrane. Lineage: Eukaryota; Metazoa; Chordata; Actinopteri; Cypriniformes; Cyprinidae. The transcript is spliced from 4 exons. Gene Ontology annotation, biological process: negative regulation of high voltage-gated calcium channel activity.